AAACCAACAAACCAUCGUACACGCAUGUUACCGGUGUAGGCAAGUGGGCAAACCUCCAACAACUCCCUCUCCCCCCCGCACCUCCAACCUCUCCCCCCUCCCCGUGUAAAUUUCAUGAUUGCUUUCCGUGAUGUCAUGUUGAAAAGGGGCAGACAAUAGCUGUGGGGAAAAGAAAAUGAGUUCCGGGGCGAGCUGCUGAAUCAAAGGUGGACGCGUGGAGAAAAGCUCAGCAGUUGUGAGACAGCAAAAAGCCUACACAGCAGACACAUCAAGAUGAGUUUAGAAAAUGAUGAUAAGAGAGCACGCACACGAUCAAAAUCUAUCAGAGUGCCCACGGAACUCAUAGGACAGGAGGUGAGCUGCCCUACCCCAGGAUGUAAUGGCUCAGGACACAUCCGUGGAAAGUAUGCACGACACAGAAGUUUACAAAGCUGCCCUCUAGCAAAGAAGAGGAAACUUCAGGAUGCUGAGGCCGAGCACCUGGUGUCAAAGAGAAAAUCCCAUCCUCUGAAGCUGGCCCUUGACGAAGGCUACAACGUGGACAGCGAUGGGAGUGAGGACACAGAGGUGAAGGAGGAGUCUGUCACUGACGAAUCAGAGGGGACUUUGGAGGAGGAAGAGACAGAGACGAUAGAACAGGAGGAGACCCCCAGCCCUGAGCCAGCAGAAGUAAGAAGCCCAGCAAAAUCAUCACGCUAUGGACAAAAUGCAGCUACCAGUACACCCGGCCCUAGCAAGGCCAAUUACAGCAGCUAUCAAGAAAUCAUUGCCAACUCUCUCCUAAAUCUAGGCCAAAUAGCAGAAGAAACCCUUGCAAUAGAGGGGCAGAUGCCUGAAAAUGAACUGCAGGUCUCCAAGCCUCCUGUUAAUGUUGUGCACCUGGUCCAUGAAGGGGUGGAAGAAGAGGUGGUCGAGGAGGAAUGUGACAAGGAAAUUAUCAUCCAAACUGAGGAUGCAGAGGAAGUCAUUGAGGUCACUAGUGAACGUAGCAGUGAAUUGUGUCCAGAACAUCGGGACAAUAUGAAUUGUGAGGAGUCCUGCAAGUUGCAAAAGGCCAUGCAAGCAGAAGCAGAAGACGAGGAGGAUGACGAAGAGGAAGAGGAGGAGGAGGAAGAAGAAGAAGAAGAGGAGGAAGAAGAGGAGGAGGAGGAGGAAGAGGAAGAAGAGGAGGAGCUGGCAUCUGAAGUCAUCUGUGAAGAAACUCCUCAGACGUCUCGGGACUCCCAGAAAACCCACUGUGAAGGGCGGUUCAGCCCAAAACCUGAGUACUCGGUCAUCGUGGAGGUCAGGUCAGACGACGACAAAGAUGACGAUGCUCGCUCCCAGAAAUCCACCGUGACCGAUGAGUCUGAAAUGUACGACAUGAUGACCAGAGGGAACCUGGGGCUGCUGGAGCAGGCCAUUGCGCUCAAAGCCGAACAGGUUAAGAUCAUGAGGGAGCCCAGCCGCCUGCCAGGGGAGCACGUAAAGCAUUUCCAGGUGGAUGAAAAACAAAACAAACCUUUGGACACUAUCAGAAAAAACUACUACAGCAAAGAUCCCUCAAGACCUGAGAAGCGAGAGAUCAAAUGUCCUACUCCAGGUUGUGAUGGCACUGGUCACGUCACAGGACUCUAUCCUCACCAUCGCAGUCUGUCUGGUUGCCCGCACAAAGACAGGAUUCCUCCAGAGAUCUUGGCUAUGCACGAGAAUGUGUUGAAAUGCCCAACACCAGGCUGCACAGGACAGGGUCAUGUGAACAGCAAUCGCAACACACACAGAAGUUUAUCUGGGUGCCCCAUAGCUGCUGCUGAAAAAUUAGCCAAAUCUCAUGAAAAGCAACAGCCGCAGGCCGGUGACCCCUCUAAGAGUAGCUCCAAUUCUGACCGGAUACUCAGGCCUAUGUGCUUUGUGAAGCAGCUGGAGAUUCCUCAGUAUGGGAGCUACAGGCCCAACAUGGUUCCAGCAACCCCUAGGGCCAACCUGGCCAAGGAGCUGGAGAAGUACUCCAAGGUCACCUUCGAUUAUGCAAGUUUUGAUGCUCAGGUUUUUGGCAAACGCAUGCUUGCCCCAAAGAUUCAGACUAGCGAAACCUCACCGAAAGCCUUUAAAUCUAAACCUUUUCCAAAGGCCUCUUCCCCCAGCCACAGCCCUUCCAGCAGUUAUGUGAAGAGCACUUCAUCUUCCUCUACAGGCUUCGACUACUCUCACGAUGCCGAGGCCGCACAUAUGGCUGCCACUGCCAUUUUAAAUCUCUCCACCCGCUGCUGGGAAAUGCCAGAAAAUCUCAGUACCAAGCAGCAGGAUCUUCCCAGCAAGUCUAUGGACAUUGAGGUGGAUGAAAACGGGACGCUGGACUUAAGCAUGAACAAGCAUCGCAAACGGGAGAGCACCUUCCCCAGCAGCAGCAGCUGCAGCAGCAGUCCCAGUGUGAAGUCCCCAGAUGUGUCCCAACGCCAAAAUAGCACGAGUGCCACUAGCAGCACCAUGACCUCACCCCAGUCCAGCCAGACCUCCCGUCAGGAUGAAUGGGAUGGCCCCAUUGACUACACCAAACCAAAUCGUCAGCGGGAAGAGGAGCCGGAAGAGUCAGAGCCCGCAGCCCAUUCUUUUGCCUCCUCGGAAGCAGAUGAGCAGGAAGUGUCAGAGGAGAACUUUGAAGAACGGAAGUAUCCCGGGGAAGUUACCUUAACCAACUUCAAGCUUAAAUUCCUUCCCAAGGACAUCAAGAAGGAGCUACUCACAGGGAGUGGAGGCAGCAACAGCAGAGGGUAUAAAACAAGUUGUUUUGUGGGGCAUCAGAAACGGGAGUCCCAGGACCAUCAUCAUGGACAAACUAUGAGUUGCCCUACCCCAGGCUGUGAUGGCAGUGGACACAUCACGGGAAACUAUGCCUCUCACCGCAGCCUUUCUGGUUGUCCUCUUGCUGACAAGAGCCUCAGAAACCUCAUGGCUGCCCACUCUGCUGACCUCAAGUGCCCAACUCCUGGAUGUGAUGGUUCUGGUCACAUAACAGGAAAUUAUGCAUCACAUAGGAGUCUGUCAGGCUGCCCCCGUGCCAAGAAAAGUGGCAUCAAGAUAACCCCCACGAAAGAUGACAAAGAAGACCCGGAGCUGAUGAAGUGUCCAGUUCCUGGCUGUGUUGGGCUUGGACAUAUCAGUGGCAAAUAUGCCUCUCAUCGCAGUGCGUCAGGAUGUCCUCUUGCAGCCCGCCGGCAGAAAGAAGGAUCACUCAAUGGCUCAUCAUUUUCCUGGAAGUCACUGAAGAAUGAGGGGCCUACUUGUCCGACCCCUGGCUGUGAUGGGUCGGGUCAUGCCAACGGAAGCUUUCUCACUCACAGAAGUUUAUCAGGGUGUCCAAGAGCUACUUUUGCUGGAAAGAAAGGAAAACUCUCAGGGGAUGAAAUUCUCAACACUAAAUUCAAGACCAGCGAUGUUCUAGAGAAUGAUGAAGAGAUUAAGCAGUUAAACAAGGAGAUUACUGAGCUGAAUGAGUCCAACUCGGAGAUGGAGGCUGCCAUGGUGAAGCUGCAGUCACAGAUAUCAACCAUGGAGAAGAACCUAAAGAACAUUGAGGAGGAAAACAAAAUUAUAGAGGAGCAGAAUGAAGCCCUGUUCUUGGAGCUCUCAGGUCUCAGCCAGGCUCUUAUCCAAAGUCUUGCCAAUAUCCGCCUUCCACAUAUGGAGCCAAUCAGUGAACAGAACUUUGACGCUUAUGUUAAUACUCUUACUGACAUGUACACCAAUCAGGAGUGUUACCAGAACCCUGAGAACAGGGACCUGCUAGAAAGCAUUAAACAGGCUGUCAAGGGAAUUCAAGUCUAGUGCCGUGGGAUAAUGCAAAUAAACAAACAAACUGUAAGAAGAUGGAACCUUCACUCCGAGUAUUCAGGUUUACAAGUUAUAAAACUUGUCUAAUGAAUGAAAAAAGGACCAAAAUUUAACCAAGAGGCCAUUUACAAGAAGCAGAACUGAACUGAACUCCAUGUUGUCAUUUACUUAACUUGGACCUUCUUGCAGAGUGGGAUUUUCUACCCGUACCAAGUGGUAGAUGAGAACGGACGAUGAGACACUAUAAUAGGUUGCAGGGCUUGGUUGCUGGUGGAGAUAAGGCAUCUUCAUGAGUUGCCACAUUUUACUGAUGAGAAAGAAGGCAUUGUAGCAGAAUUAAUCCAAGGGUUAGUACAUGAGAAGAACAGGGUUUUGUCUGAUUUUAGAACAGAGUAUAACUGGCUUCAACCCUCAUGUUGUCUAUGGUCAUAUGUCCAGCUCACCUGCUCACACAUGAAUUAUGUUAUAGGUUACUGUAAAUGAGAGGCUGGAGCUGCAGGCUACCUGUAAAUCUGAACCUCUGCUGGGCCUCCCACCCCCAAGGUAUUCAGCUAUCCACUGGGUGGGGGAAUUCUUAAGUAUUAUAAAGUAGCUUAUUUUUAUUUUCUGAAGAGCAGUUCUGGAUCUCCAGUGGAAAGCGCAAUGGAAAAAAGGUUCUCAGGGAAGCUUUUGGAGUUUGCAACUACAGUAUUCCUUUGUCUGUCUUAAAUAUGAGAAUAGCUAUUAUGAAUAGACCAAUACCAGAUAUUUCAUACAGAAGAAUUCUAAAUGUGUCAUGGUCCAGUGUAUAUGAUUUUUUGGAAGUCUAUUGGUGGACUGUUCUGGUUCUUUUCAAUAUUAUGGUCAUCAUUACAGCAGUGCAGUACUGCCAGUGCAGAUAUCAUACAUCAAUGCCAGAGAAAUGUUUAAAAUGAUUAUCAACAAAAAAUGAAAGAUACUAACUGAUGGCCAGCAAAGUGCUUAUCUUCCAUGGACUGUGGUUGAUUCCUUACAGAUGUACAUAUGGCAGUGGGUUUUUGUUUUGUUUUGCUUUGGUUGGUUGGUUUUGGUUUCUGUAUUUUGUGCAAGAUUACAGAGCAAGCAUCAUUCCACAAAAAAGAGCAUUUGGGUAUUGAUCUUCCAAAGAACCCUUUUGUAAGCUGUUUGGUACAUGCAGCCCACCGUGCACUUACAACUAUGUGAAUAUCUUUGCAAAACCAAUCUCUAGCACCUCAUUCAUCCAACCAGCCAGCAUUGCAGAGCACAGUGAUUAAGGUAUUUUUCAAUCUGUAAGAAAAGAGUCAGCAGAGAGGGAGAGAAGUAUUGGUCUGUCCCAGCAAAUAGCAAAUCCUGAAGGCUUGUUGAAUAAACUCAUCUCACACAAGCAUUAACUAUCAUUCAGAAUUAUUUAUCAGCCUAGUGAUAACACUUUAGAGAAGAGGGAGAUAGAAGCCUCUAGCACCCCAGUACAUGUCACAUAAGCCCCCCACUUUCAAUAUCAUUUCCAGUGAGGUGAGGGGUGGAGAGGAAUUUGCUCACCAAUAAUAAAGUGAAGAAUAUUGUGUCAUUAUGAGCCCAGUCCUGCAGAUAUUUAGGGGAUAAUGCAAAGCUCAAGGGUGAUAAUGGAAAGACUCCCAUUGAUUCCAGUGGACAUUGGAUAAGGUUCUUAAGCACGUGAGUAGGUAGGUAGCCCCACUGAAGUCAAUUGGGCAGCUCAUGUGAAUAAAUUGAAUCACAUACUUAAGAGUUUGCAGGAUCGGAUCCCAUGAAUUCACUUAUUUUAGAACCCAUUCCAAGUGCAAAAAUAAAAUGGAAAAAAAUAUAAUUUGAUGUGUUAAAAACACAAUUCUUAACAUGUAAAUAGAGUCCAACUUGCUUGUGACUGCAAUUCAGUUAGUAUUUAAAAGUAGAGAAAUUGCACUUCCUGGAAGAGAGAGAGACGGGGGAAAGUAGCUAGUUUAAUUAUCCUGUAAAUUAUUUAAUUUUGGCAAGAUGUAUGUAAUUUAUAUUCACAACACCUUACGUUAACUUUUUCCUAUUUAUUUAACCUUUCUUAUUUAUUAAUUUUAUACUGAUUUUAAACUGGACACCAUACCAUGGAAAAGAAAAGCAAAAAAUAAAAAAGUAAAACUUUUUUUGACCAUAAAAAAAAAUUCCAAAAAAAGAAAGAAAGAAAGAAAGAAAGAAAAGGAAAAAACCCACGUAUCUACAACUCCUACUUGUAAUUUUGAUGCGACUGAGUUAUUUUUUAUAUAUUUUGUUAUUUAUUCUUUUAACAAUGGGAAUUUUUUAAAGAUAUUUUAUAACUGAGGCAUUUUGAUAAUUUUUUGGUUUGUUUUUUGAAGGGGUCGGGACAAUGGGAGGGGAAGAGAGACUUUUAGGGAUUUUGUUUUCAUUCCUAUUGUUUCAGGCACUGAUUAAUGGUAAAUGAAAAUUCUGUAUUUAUUAUUUAUUUAAUAUUUAAGUCAAAAUGAACUGUGCUCUUGUUGUAUAUUUAUUUUGUCACGUUUGUGUGUUGGUUAUGUGAUGACUGAGUAAUUGUUUAUG
This is a messenger RNA of Gopherus flavomarginatus (Mexican gopher tortoise), 6336 nucleotides long. RefSeq names its product myelin transcription factor 1 (gene MYT1). Gene Ontology annotation, molecular function: RNA polymerase II cis-regulatory region sequence-specific DNA binding; zinc ion binding; DNA-binding transcription factor activity, RNA polymerase II-specific. Gene Ontology annotation, biological process: regulation of transcription by RNA polymerase II. NCBI's taxonomy places the organism in Eukaryota, Metazoa, Chordata, Testudines, Testudinidae. The coding region runs from base 274 to 3804 and encodes 1176 amino acids. The record is from RefSeq and is a predicted model, not a curated record. Gene Ontology annotation, cellular component: nucleus. The transcript has 24 exons.